Lindgomyces ingoldianus is the source of this 747-nucleotide messenger RNA. Its product is annotated as DUF125-domain-containing protein. Gene Ontology annotation, biological process: intracellular manganese ion homeostasis. The record is from RefSeq and is a predicted model, not a curated record. Gene Ontology annotation, cellular component: fungal-type vacuole membrane. Bases 1 to 747 code for a protein of 248 amino acids. The transcript is spliced from 3 exons. Gene Ontology annotation, molecular function: manganese ion transmembrane transporter activity; iron ion transmembrane transporter activity. Lineage: Eukaryota; Fungi; Ascomycota; Dothideomycetes; Pleosporales; Lindgomycetaceae.
AUGAGCUUCGAGGCUUAUCCCCAUGCGGAGAGACACACAGAGAACGGGGCUGUUGUGCGGGACGCCAUUAUUGGGUUUGCGGAUGGCUUGACGGUGCCAUUUGCGCUCACGGCUGGGUUAAGUAGCAUCGGAUCCUCCCGUCUCGUCAUCAUUGGCGGACUGGCCGAGCUCUUCGCAGGCGCGAUAUCAAUGGGUCUUGGUGCCUAUCUCGCCGCUCUCACAGAAAGAAAACACUACGAAGUCGAGGAAGCACGUGAGCGUAAAGAAGUCGAGGAAAUGCCGGAAGCGGAGGAAGAGGAGAUUUACGAAAUCUUCGAACCUUACGGGAUCAAACGUGACAGCGUGAAACCAUUAUUGGAGGAGCUUAAGGGCGAUAAGGAGAGCUGGGUUAGGUUUAUGAUGCAAUUUGAACUCAACCUCACUGCACCAGCCAUCUCCCGGCUCUACAUUAGCGCCCUCGUCAUGGGCCUCUCGUACUUUCUCGGUGGCUUAAUUCCUAUGAUUCCUUACUUCGCCAUCCAGGACGUUUCGAAGGCGCUGUUUGUUUCCAUUGGCAUUACCGUUGUCAUGCUACUUAGUUUUGGCUUUGUAAAGGCUAUUGUUACGGGCACGACGAGAAAAGGCGCCGUGUGGAGUGCAGUGCAGACGUUGGCUGUUGGUGUGUUAGCUGCCGCUGCCAGUUAUGGUAUUGUGAGGGGAAUUGAUAGAUUGCACCCUGUAGAUGUAGAUUCAAAGGGGAAGGAGUAG